This is a messenger RNA of Babesia bovis T2Bo, 842 nucleotides long. RefSeq lists its product as uncharacterized. Bases 35 to 736 code for a protein of 233 amino acids. NCBI's taxonomy places the organism in Eukaryota, Apicomplexa, Aconoidasida, Piroplasmida, Babesiidae. The transcript is spliced from 4 exons. The record is from RefSeq and is a predicted model, not a curated record.
UGGAAACAAUAAUAUACAAUGUAGUUUGUACGCGAUGCCUCCAGGCAGCAAAUGUGCAUGUAUCGCUAAGUUGGCGCAGCUUCAUACCACUGUACUGGACGAGUUACAUCCUUGCAAGGAGCAAGUCUACGAAUCGCGAAUAUCGCAAUUGCUGGGCACAAUAGAUGCGUUACAGUUAAAGAAUGACGACCUACGUACCGAACUUGCUGAUUUACACUCAAAAAUAGCUUCGGAUCCGUUUUUGAGCAGCAGGCUUCAAGGUGUAUUGUCAAAGCUUCAAAAUGGCUCAUCAAGGGUGUACGGAUCAGACUUUCAUGCUGAGACCAAUGCGACUGCUUUAUACCGACAGCUGACAAUCUUAGAGGAUCGCAAUAGAGAGUUGGAAAGCCGACUUUCUAUGGAAUAUGCAGUGUCUAUGUCAUGGAAGCACAAAAUCCAGGAUAUCGAACAUCGUUUAAGGGAGCAAUUAGACGAUUUGGUAGGGGAGACACGGGAUGUUAGCUGUUUGAAAGAUAGCGAUGCCGUUAAGUCGCGCUCCGAUAAACGUGAAGCUUUAUCAAAGGAGGCCUUUGAUUUACUCAAGCUUGCAAGGAUAAGAAUCGCAGAUGACAAAAACCGAAUUGAUAGCUUCGUAGCCCGUAUUGCAGAUCUUGAGAAGGAGCUGUUAGAACACCGUCUUCGGCACCCCGAUUUAACCAACCAAACGGUGAGCACUGACAUUCACGAUGAUAUGUGAAGUGUGCCCAUUCUGCCAUAUUACUUUAACCCGUGGUAAUAUUGUCGUUGUACGACGGUAUUACAACCUGUCUGUAUUGACUUUGGAACGUUUAACUUUUGCGCAU